Molecule: messenger RNA, 908 nt
Organism: Archocentrus centrarchus (flier cichlid)
Lineage: Eukaryota; Metazoa; Chordata; Actinopteri; Cichliformes; Cichlidae
Gene: ptpmt1
Product: protein tyrosine phosphatase mitochondrial 1
Exons: 4
Coding region: 181-729 (182 amino acids)
Biological process (GO): protein dephosphorylation
Molecular function (GO): phosphoprotein phosphatase activity; phosphatidylglycerophosphatase activity; phosphatidylinositol-4,5-bisphosphate 5-phosphatase activity
Source: RefSeq, a predicted model, not a curated record
GGAAGUCGUAUAGCAGGAAGAGGAAUCUGACAACAUGUGUGUUCAUGAUGCAUGUUAGCACCCUGACAGAGACUGUAGGUCAAACAGACAGUACACAACAACACAGCGUAGUAAUGAGAGGUUUAGCUUUCUGGUGCAAAAGCUGAGUUCUUCCACUGUUUGCUAGAAAACUGUGCAGCCAUGUCCGGAGUGUUAGCAAGGCUGCUCUUCUACCCGACGUUAGCCUACAAUGUUGCCAUGGAGAAGCUGACUUCGAGACGAUGGUUUGACAGAGUGGAUCAAACUGUGAUCCUCGGAGCGCUGCCGUUCAGGUCCAUGACCAAACAGCUGGUUGAAAAAGAAAACGUUCAAGGGGUGAUCACCAUGAAUGAAGAGUACGAGACCAAAUAUUUCUGCAACUCACUCGAGGAGUGGCAGGCUGCUGGCGUGGAGCAGCUGAGGCUCAGCACCGUGGACCUGACUGGUGUCCCCAGCAUGGAGAACCUCCACAGAGGCGUGGAGUUUGCACUGCAGCACAAAGAGCAGGGAACCAGUGUGUAUGUGCACUGCAAGGCCGGACGUUCCCGCAGCGCCACGUUAGCUGCUGCCUACCUUAUACGGUUACACUGCUGGACUCCAGAAGAAGCCUGUCAGAAACUGGCAUCUGUUCGCCCGCACAUCCUGGUGCGCUCCGCUCAGCUGGAGAUGCUGAGAAAGUACUACCAGCAGGUGUGCGCAGAGUCGGGCUGAGAGAGCGGGGCAGCGUGUCGGACCUCAUUACGUUCCCGCUGGAGGUGGGAAACUCAGAGCCUCGAUCAAAGCCACAGUCACAGGAAAUGCAGCUGUUGUCUUCUCCGCCAGUCCUCCUUAGCAUGCGUCUAACUGCAGAGAAGGAGAUGUCAAAUAAAUUAUUUAUCUUUUUAAAAUGA